AGAUUCCUUGCAAUGGAAUGUGGUCUGAGUGGAUUAAUAAAAAUAUGCCAACUAUUCAAUCUCCACAUGAUCAUGAACAAUUGGACCAAAUUCAAAAUGUGUGUAAAUCUGCUACAAACCGGAUAACAAAUAUUCAAUGUGAAGCCGUCAAGUUUCCAGGAUCUCCGAUCAGUAUAACCAAUGAUACAGUGACAUGUGAUUUAAACAGUGGAUUAAGCUGCACCAAACCAGCUGGUGAUGGCCUUUCAUGUUUGGACUAUCGGAUUAGAGUGUGCUGUGAACCAUUUGAAACAACAACACUUCCAACCAUGACUACCCCUGUCUCAAGCACUACUCCACCUGAAGAAUGUUACUGUAGUUCAGACCCACCAAGAAAGUGCAAUGAAACAUGGAAAGAGAACUGUAAGAUCUUUACUUGUGUUGUGGCACAAACAUAUGAAGUUACCCAGGCUCCCUGUUCAGUCCCCUCGAAACCUACAUGUUAUACUGGUUUAACACCCGUCAAUGUCCCAACUGAAGAUGGCUGUUGUUCAACAUGGGAGUGUAAUUUUGACUGCCAAGUAUGGGGGAAUGGACAUUAUCGUACCUUUGAUGGGCUAGUCUAUAAUUUCUUUCAAAAUUGUACAUAUGUUCUUAUACAAGAAAAAGUUCCAAGAUAUAAUUUCUCUGUGCUAAUUGAUCAUGAUGAUUGUGCUUCACAAAGUUUUGUGUCCUGCUCCAAAACACUCAUCAUCAACUACAAUGGACAUGUCAUCUAUUUUUCAACUAAGAAACUUCUG
Chiloscyllium plagiosum (whitespotted bambooshark) is the source of this 779-nucleotide messenger RNA. NCBI's taxonomy places the organism in Eukaryota, Metazoa, Chordata, Chondrichthyes, Orectolobiformes, Hemiscylliidae. The record is from RefSeq and is a predicted model, not a curated record.